Molecule: messenger RNA, 552 nt
Organism: Lathyrus oleraceus (garden pea)
Lineage: Eukaryota; Viridiplantae; Streptophyta; Magnoliopsida; Fabales; Fabaceae
Exons: 2
Coding region: 1-552 (183 amino acids)
Molecular function (GO): nucleic acid binding; RNA-DNA hybrid ribonuclease activity
Source: RefSeq, a predicted model, not a curated record
AUGGAUCAGAUAAAGUAUAUAUUCGAAAAGCAUGUUGUUACUUAUAGAAUUACCCGGUGGCAAAUGUUACUGAUCGAGUAUGAUAUACAGUAUGUGACCCAGAAAGCAAUAAAAAAGAGUGUUUUGUCUGACUACCUUGCUCGUCUACCUGUCGAAGGUUAUCAACCGUUGAAGUUUGAAUUUCCAGAUGAGGACAUCAUGUUUAUCAGAGACUUCAUUAUGCCAGGCUUCGAGGUAAGCCCCAAGGAAGGCCCCGAACCAGGAUCACGAUGGACGCUCAUGUUCGACGGUGCUUCCAAUGCUCGAGGCUAUGGUAUAGGUGUUGCCAUCACUUCUCCAACUGGUUUCCACCUUCCGUUUACCGUUAGAUUGUGUUUUGACUGCACCAAUAAUAUGGCAGAAUAUGAGGCAUGUAUCUACGGUUUAGAGGCAUCAAUCGACUUGAGGAUCAAGAUUCUUGAGGUAUUUGGUGAUUCAGCUCUGGGAGGAAAAUUAGUUAGUAAACGCUCUAGCCACGUUGGCAUCUAUGUUCAAAGUCAAAUGGAGGAAUGA